ACGCACACACACAGACACACACACGCGCGCAUGCACACGCACACACACUCUGCUCUUGUUUUCUAAAAUGUUCUCUUCCUUCCUGUUGCGUUCAUGUUGUGCGGUGAUGAAGCGCCGGGCGUUGUAGCCGUCGUCCGGUUCUGCUGGGAGUUACGUCCGGUAGCAUCACCUGGGAUGAGCCCCAGGAGAGGUGUGUUCAGCAAACAGAGCUCGGAGGGACGCUCUGCGUGUGAGGCAGCUGCAGUGAACACCAGCUCAUCAUGAUUCCAGCGCGUGACGACGCUAGCGAGGAGCUGAGACUCACGAUGACCUCUGACCCGAGGAACGUUCUCCUCUCUGCUGACUCCAGCUCGUGUCAUGUGAGGUCUGUAAAACGUUUCCCGUUUACAGCACACGAGAUGAAAACCAAAGACAUUCAAAUCGGUUCCAUUCACUUCAGGCCACUGCAGCAGGACACGGACUCAGUGUCUUUAAAGAACAUGCACAGACUCUGUGUUUAUUCCCUUGAACUGAGGGAAGAACAUAAAUUAGCGGGUUUGGGCCAGAUGGUGCUGCUGGUUGCCGGACACGUUUCACGUUCUCUGUGUUUGUGAGAAGAGAAGCUUCACAUCGUCGUGUUUCUGUGGCAGCAGACUGCAAAGCGCAGUAACAUCAGGGAUUCUGUUCCUCUCACAUUUCUUCAUCAGUGGGUUUCUGGUAAUUGUUCCCAGACACUUACAAAAACGUUGACUACUGAACAACAGUUCUGCUGAUCAGGUUUUGUUGCUUGAAGGUCACGGUGCCUGUGACCUUGUAAAUGUCUUACUGUUGUCAAAGCUGCACCUCUUUGAAGGAAUGUUAUUACAUCUGACACCUACUACAGAGACGAGGCGUUCUGCUGCCAUCUGAUGGUGAAGCGUAGAGCUGCAGCUGAACUACAGGCUGCUCAGGCUCCACAGGAUCAGACGUGGGAAUACAAGCAUCACACACUAAACUAUACAGUCAGGUAAAAUUAGUUUUCAAUCUUCAAAUAAGUAAGAAAUGCAAAUUCCUAAAGCUGCUGUGGUUUGAUUUGGAUGGAUGACUCCGAGCAGGAGGCCAAACUGUUUUAGUUUCAAACUGAGUGGAUGUGUUUGCUGGUGCAAAGCUGCUGUGGUGGAGCUCGUUUCUGUUUCCACGUAUCAGAUGAGAACGUGCUGCAGACGUUUUCUGUGAGCUGUGACGUUCUCUGUGAUGCAGACGUCUCCUUCCAGACAACAUAACAACUCUUUUCUGUCAGCUUCAGACAGAAGGUCAGUCACAACAAGCAGCUGCGCCUCAACAAUGGAGCAGCAGAGACAGAGCAGCCAGUGUCAAUGUGGGAAUGAUGCCAGUAUCUGUGUAUUUAUGCUGCGUUCAGGGCCACGUCGGAGGUCGGACUCAGAUGACUUAAAGGAAGCAAAGUCUAAAUUAAAACAAAUCAUCAUGUGCAACCUGCUUCGUGUGGCUGUGUUUUAUAGGAGGAACAUCUGGGUCAGGAGAGCCAGAUGUGGAGCCCAGAGGAAAAGCAGGAAGCGUUAAGUAUGUGUGCAGUAAUUCCUACAAGGUCCCUGAAGGUUUCAGUUUGGAGCUUCCCCUGUUCUCACAUGAGUUACAGCUGUGCUCCUCAGAUUACAGAUGUUUUAUGGUGAUAACAGAAGAGUUUACCUCAUCUACUGCUGCUGAAUUUAAUGUACCUGCAUCUGUGGAUUCUGGGAUAUUUCGUUGUGCAUUUCCUGGAUACACCUACAUGGACCUACAGUCACCCAGUGACUGGCUCUCCUUAGGCUUUCAGGCUGUGGCUGUGGUGCCUUCAGUGGGAGACUCAGUCUCCCUUGUCAUCUGAUUGCAUCUACUGAACAUGACGCCAGCGCUCAGACCACUUCCUCCGCGCUGAAAAGACAGGAAGCAGAGUCGGAGCAUGCGGCUCAGCGUCUCACUGCAGGAGCCGGCGGAAGGUGAAGCUCAGGAAACCUGUGGAUCAUGAACAAACGCAAGCUGAGUCUUAAGUGGUUUGGGAGCCUCACAAAUCUCUCUACCCGCCGCCAAAAGGCCAUCGUCAAGGCAGCCCCAGAGCAUGAUGGGAAGCUGAGCGGCGCGGCGGCCGAGGCCCAGUCAGUGGAUGACAUGGAGUCCUACUCCCACAGCUCCAGCUACGCCUGCUCCAGACACAUGUACACACAUGUGGGCACUGUGCCUCGCAGUGAGAAGCUGAAGAAGAGCUUCAAGGAGAAGAAGAAGAAGGAGGAGGAGGGGGAGAGUGGCGGGCAGAGCCAGUGGGAGGCGGGGGAUCAUGUCCGAGAGUCCCCCCUGCUCGCGGCUCUGUCCGGCCUCAGUCUGAGCAGCCUGGAUCGGCCUGCGAAUGCAGCCACGCCAGCCGGGGCUUCACCUUUGACCCCGGCAUCCAAAGGCCACAGGCACGCGGACGCGUCAGCAGCCCAGGGCUCCGGGAAGCCUCCACACAUGGCCACCAACGGCCCCACGGGGGGUUCUGCUCAGGAUGUGUACGUUCCCAUGGACCGGGGGCUUCAAGCGGCUCGCGGCCACGUGGAGGAGCGGCGAGGAGGCCCCGACACGCAGGAGAGCAGCGGGACAGCGGUGGCUGCGCAGGAAGUGACCACUGGAGACGGGCGACAGAGCGUGACUGACAGCACUGGAGAAUAUGUGAAGUUCUCCAGAGAGAAGUUCCGGUUGGAGCCGCCAUCUGAGAAGCUGAGGAAGCAGCUGGAAGAAGAGCUGGAGCUAAGUGGGACAAACUUGAAGAGCCACGCCUGGUACCAUGGAUGCAUUCCCUGGGAGGUGUCAGAGAGUCUGGUGCUGAACCACGGCGAGUUUCUCAUCAGAGACUCUCAGUCCAGUCAGGGCGAUUUUGUCCUCACAAGCCGCUGGGAGCACAAAACACGUCACUUCCUCAUCAAGAAGACGGCGAUUCACAAUCGGCUCCAGUACAGCCUAGAAGGAGAGACCUUUGAGUCCUUACCUGCCUUGGUCCACUUCUAUGUGGGCAGUCAGGCGGUUCUGACCUGGUGGAGUGGAGCCCAGAUUCACCGGCCUGUAAACAGGACGCUACCGCUCAGCUACCUGGAGACGGCUUUCCAUUCCGCUGUCAGCUCAAAGGCGAGCCUGCAGAACGUGGAAGGUGGCAGCAUGAGCGGAGAGCAGUGGGUUUGUCCCGGAAGCCCUUCCUCUCUCCAACACCAGGAGGCAGAUGGUGACCGGACUCCGGUGACAGGGACUCUACACAGCAACGCCCCUCAGUCGACCAGCGCGACUCCAUCCCCGUCUCGGGCCCAGAACUCAGGCCUCCAGACCCCCUGCUGCUCUGAUGCAGAGGGAAGCUGCUACACAGAGCUGUUCCCCAGCCCUCAGAGCUACGUGGACAGGCUGCAGGGCUUCAGUCCACUGAGGGUGGAGGACGGGAACAUGUUCUUCUCACCGGUGGUGGAGACGGCGUCGUCUUUCACACCGAGCAGGUACCGGUCGCCCCUGAUGCCCAAGGAGAACAAGCCCCUGGAGGUGGGCGUCCUGCGCAGGGUGAAAGAACUUCUGGCCGAGAUCGACCCCAGGACGGCAGCAAAGCACAUGACCAAGGCCGACUGCACGGUGGCCAGGAUUCUGGAGGUGACUGCAGAGACACAGAGGAGGAUGGGUGUUAGUUCUGGGAUGGAGCUGCUCACGUUGCCGCAUGGUCAACAGCUGAGACUGGACCUGCUGGAGAGGUUUCACACUAUGGCGACCACGUUGGCCGUGCACGUGCUGGGCUGCACGGGGACGAGCGAGGAGCGCGCCGGGCUGCUUCACAAGCUCAUCCAAACGGCUGCGGAGCUCAAAAGCACCAUGGGCAACAUGUAUGGCUUCACCGCAGUCAUGAGAGCCCUGGAGCUGCCGCAGGUGGCUCGUCUGGAGCAGACUUGGAUGGCGUUGCGGCAGCGACACACAGAGGGCGCUAUCCUCUACGAGAAAACGCUGAGGCCGUUCAUGAAGAGCCUGAACGAAGGACGAGAAAGCUGUCCGCUCUCCAACACCAGCUUCCCCCACGUCCUCCCCCUGCUCUCCCUCUUAGAGAGGAGCCCGGCAGGCGAGGGGACAGAGCCAUGGGAGACGCUGGACGUUGGGGUGGACGUGGUCCUGUUCCACCUGGGGGCAGCAAGGACCAUCGCACAGCUGGGGGGCAUCUACCGCUCCAACACUGAGCACAAACUGCAAGAUUUCCAGGACCAAGCUGAAGUCCUGGACAUUUUUUCGACCGACUUCCAGAUGAGGCUGCUGUGGGGGAGCAGGGGAGCUGAGGAGAAGCAGGCGCUGCGAUACGCCAAGUUUGACCAGGUGUUGACUGCCUUGUCCAACAAAUUGGAGCCGCCUGUCAGAAGGCGCUGACCCCAGGUCUGUUUGCCCUGGUCCACUCCCCAGUCAGUGAGCUCAUACUACUACUGGACACUGAGCAGCUCUGGUUCCCUGCAAGGACAGAGGAGGAUGAGCCUGAUGGGGUUUCACACAGAAACACACAUCUGGACUUACAGCUGAACCACAUUGAAACUGUGUUGUCAGGCGUAGCACAGUGUUUGAUUCCUACUCUACUCAGACAGGCUUCAUCUUGGUUUUAAUAUGGUUUCCUGAUGAAUAGUAAGUUCACAUAUCAACAUACUUUAUGUGUAAAUCUGAGAAUGAUCUGACUCUGAUCUGACUCUGUCAGAGGUUCAGGAAGAACUAAGAGGAACCAGGAGGCACCACUGACCAUGUGGGACAUGGAGUCUUUGUGACAAGAACUAAGACAGCGCCACUGAUGGGUGGUUCUGUGGUUCUCUACAAUGAGGCAGCGAGAGAGAUAAAAAGAAGUAGCUGGAGAAGCGAGGGCAUCGUCCCUCUCGGUUCAGGGUCCGUUUGAACCACUUUCAUGUGCUUUGUCACCACUAGUUACACAUGAUAACUGACUUGUCUUUGUUUUGCAAAACUAACACUGAACCACGUUGAACUGAGAUGUCAGUGUAAAGUUGUGUUAAUAAGUCCAGGAGAAAAACACCUGAACAAGCCUGAAAUGUGUCAAACAGCUGCACAGUUGAGGCUGUGCCUCGAUCUAUGAUGUAAUAAAUGCUCUUCAGCGUGUGAAGGCUGGACCUUCCCUAAAUGUACAAAUCUACUAAUGUUUCCACAGCCUUCACUGAUGAGAGUUAAUAGCGAGUGCUGUGAUGACAUAAUGAGGCCACUGAUGCUGUAGAGCUGGAACCAGUUCACAGCUUCAGCUUUCUUCUUGGCUCUUUUAAUAAAAAGGAAAAGUUUGGUUUUCACACAGUGAAUCUGUCAGUGUCACUGUGUGAUCACACGUAUCUGAAGUAGUACUGUAUCUGUGUCUAAUUCACUGUGACAUAAAACAUAUUCACCUGCCA
Messenger RNA from Betta splendens (Siamese fighting fish), 5381 nucleotides. RefSeq names its product SH2 domain containing 3Cb (gene sh2d3cb). NCBI's taxonomy places the organism in Eukaryota, Metazoa, Chordata, Actinopteri, Anabantiformes, Osphronemidae. Gene Ontology annotation, molecular function: guanyl-nucleotide exchange factor activity. The transcript has 12 exons. Bases 1981 to 4374 code for a protein of 797 amino acids. Gene Ontology annotation, biological process: positive regulation of peptidyl-serine phosphorylation; small GTPase-mediated signal transduction. The record is from RefSeq and is a predicted model, not a curated record.